AUGAAGGUGCUUGUUUGCCUGAUUGUCUGCGUGAGCCUCGCCCAGGCUGGCUUCAUCGGUGGUGGCUACUCCGGCGGUGGCUACUCCGGCGGUGGCGGUGGCCACUCUGGCGGUGCACCCACCAUUGUCAAGGUGAUCCAUGAGGAAGGUCAUGGACAUGGCGGCGGCGGCGGCUUCGAUCAUGGACAUGGACACGGCGGCGGCGGUGAGGUCAAGAUUGUCAAAGUGAUUCAUGAGGAGGCACAUGGACAUGGUCACGGUGGCUUCGAUCAUGGACACGGACACGGCGGACAUGGCGCCGAAGUCAAGGUCAUUAAGGUCAUCCAAGAUGCUGGUUUCAGUCACGGUCACGGCCACGAUCACGGCGGCGCCAUUGAUCACGGCCACGGUGGACACUUUGCCGCUGACCAUGGCCACCACGUCGAGGACGUGAAAGUCGUCAGCGUCAUCAGCGAAGGCGGCUACGGCGGCGGCGCUGGCGGCGCUGGCUGGUCUGCC
Messenger RNA from Drosophila novamexicana, 498 nucleotides. Its product is annotated as glycine-rich cell wall structural protein. The annotation marks the transcript as partial. The transcript has 3 exons. The record is from RefSeq and is a predicted model, not a curated record. NCBI's taxonomy places the organism in Eukaryota, Metazoa, Arthropoda, Insecta, Diptera, Drosophilidae.